Messenger RNA from Chiloscyllium plagiosum (whitespotted bambooshark), 4656 nucleotides. RefSeq names its product serine/arginine-rich splicing factor 5-like. NCBI's taxonomy places the organism in Eukaryota, Metazoa, Chordata, Chondrichthyes, Orectolobiformes, Hemiscylliidae. The record is from RefSeq and is a predicted model, not a curated record. Gene Ontology annotation, cellular component: nucleus; cytoplasm. Gene Ontology annotation, molecular function: mRNA binding.
CCGUUUCCCUACUGUAUGACUCCGACUCUUAAUGAUAUCAGCAGGUCAGCUGCUAUCUGUGGACUGGGAAACAGUUAAUGUUUCCAAAUCGGGUCUGACCCUUCAGAAAAUCUUUGGAUGUUUUGACACCGCUGUUUUACGGUCUUCAGAGUUUAAAAUUUCAAUUUAUAUUCCUGGCACCUCAAACUGGAAAUGUAGCAAGUAUAGUUCUCCAUGUUCAGUGGCUUCAGUGUAUAGUUCAUUGUUCAGAAUGGGUUCUCGCGUGUUCAUCGGUAGACUGAGUCCUCAUGCUACAGAGAAAAAUGUGGAAAAGUUUUUCAAAGGAUAUGGAAGAAUUAAGGAAAUUGAUCUGAAGAAUGGCUUUGGAUUUGUGGAGUUUGAAGAUUACAGAGAUGCAGAUGAUGCAGUGUAUGAGAUGGAUGGAAAAGAGUUGUGCAAUGAGAGAGUUACAGUUGAACAUGCCAGAGCACGCCCUAGAGGAGGACGUGGAGGGGGCCGAUAUCAAGGUCGAUUCAGCCAACGUUGGUCCCGUGGUGGUGGUAGUGGAGGCAGAAAUGGACCUCCAAUUCGUACAGAAAAUAGAGUAAUUGUUGAAAACUUAUCUUCCAGAGUUAGCUGGCAGGACCUCAAAGAUUUUAUGAGACAGGCUGGAGAAGUUACCUUUGCUGAUGCACACAGGCACAAACUCAAUGAAGGGAUUGUAGAAUUUGCCUGUUACAGUGAUUUGAAGAAUGCACUUGAUAAGCUCUCUGGCACUGAGCUUAAUGGUAGAAGGAUUCGACUGAUUGAAGAACGUAAGCAGUACAGAUCUCGUAGCAGGUCCCGUUCCCGCACUCGCAGUUCUUCCAGAUCUCGCAGUCGUUCUCGCAGUCGAUCUCGUUCCAGAGACCGCAAGUCUUACAGUAGAUCAAAGAGUAGAAGUCGCAGUAAAUCACGUUCUCGUAGUAGAUCACCUGCUCCUGCAAAGGAAUCGGAAGGCCGCUCCCCUUCACCAUCCAAAUCACCCGUGUUGGCAGGGCGUGCAAGAUCCCGUUCUCGGAGGCGGACUCCUUCGCGGUCACCAUCUGGUGAAAGUGCUGACUAAAUGUUAUUGUCAAUAGUGGACUUUUACCCCCAAGUGAGUGAAAGUUUAUGUAAAGUACAUGGUAAGUAGGAAGUGGUGAAUUUGUCAAAGGAUUCUAGAUCUUUGUCUACUUAAAUGCAUAUGUAUAGUUAUUGGAAGUAACGUUGAAUUGAUUAUAAAUUCAUUUUUUAUUCAGAAUGAUUUCUUUAAUUGCUUAAUGUGCAAUUUUCUUUUUGCAUUGAUUUCAUUAAUGGAUCUUUGGUUUUCAUCUAUCUGUAAUAUUGAAUGCAAUUGCAUAAAAUUGUUUCUGUUGUGCAUCCUUUAAAUAAAUAUUCAACAAAGUUAUGAUUAUCAAACCUCACUUGCAGAUGGUCAGUGUUUUCUAAUUGCUAGGUAAGUUUUUUUUAUCAAAGUUUCAGAGCAAGUCUUCAAUAUGCAGUUGGGUUAAGAAGUUACCAUAUCUUGUAAUGUUGAAUGUGCAUUGUUCUUUGAGUGUGGGGAAAUCUUGCCUUGUUUUCUCUUAUAGCUUUAGUAUUUUUAAAACACUUUUUUUUUCUCCUAACAAUUGUCAUGCUCGAAUAGUCAUGGAUUAGUGGUUUACUGUAUUUGACUAAAUGCAUUUUUAUCUUCCCAGAUAGCUUUACCAUAAACGUUUGAAUGUGACAACUAUCAGCAUCUUCACAAUUAUGCUUUUCUUAGUAUGCUUGAGAUGCAUGAGAAUAAAUUGUAGUUUCCCAUGUCUAGAUGAGGUAGAAGUAGAAUUUUUGAUGUCCUGCAAAACAACAGGCAGCAUUUUUAUUUCUUAAGUACUGCUGGCAUUUCUUUGCUUUCAAUUUAAAUGAAAUCAGUUCACUUCUUCAUAUAAACGUGUUUUGGUUUUAAAAGUAUACUACAGAGGAACCUAGAUUAUUUGAAUAUCAAUUAUCUGAAAAUCUGAUUAUCUGAAGGAUAUCUUGAGAUCCCAAUAGAAACAUUACAUCAAAGACGUGUCCAGCACUGAUCGCAUCUUUUGUUUACAGUGAUUAAAAGUGCUGCCAAGAUCAGUCCUAGACUGUGAGCGCAGGUGCGCUCUCUCUAAAUGACUGACUGACCUCCCCAACCCCCAAAAAGUAGUAGCAGCAGUCUUGUUGGUGUCCCGUCUGGCUGCCCCAGAUAGGGCACCGGGGUGGCAUUGGGGGGACAGGGUGCGCGCUGUAAUGCUGUCUUAUCCUCUGUACAGAGAGCAGACUUUACAGAAAACUCCGAGCCUCAGAGGAAAGGCAUUGAAUCGAUUAACUGAAUAAUCAGUUAUCCGAACGAAAUAGUGCCUGCCCAUCUCGAUCGGAUAAUCGAGGUUCCUCUAUCAUCUUUGGGUCCAUCCCUUUAUCUUUGCUGAACUAGUUGAUCUUGGCUAAAUAUUCUUCCCAAGUAAAUAGUAUUUUACACUGUGUGGUAUAGCUACUUCAAAGGUGGGGUAUACGGAGAAGCUAGUUUCCAAUACCUAAGCUAGUGCUUCAUAGGAAGUUGUUUUGGUUAAUAUUAGUCCUUCAGGGAGGUAUUCGAUUUCGCACAGCAUUCUGAAAGUCCUGUUUUUUUUUUCUAAUCUCCCAUUCAUUUUAACUAACAUAGAUCAAUGAGUUACAUAUGUUGCAGAUUUCCAAAUAAAAUUUGAUUAAUUUAGAAUGAGAUUUUGUAAUGGCUGACUUGCUCUGCAAUUAAGAAUGUGGCAAGUGGUUCAAAUUUUUCCCUUGCACUCUGCAAAGCAGCUUUUUUUGAGCUGACCAGAUUAUGUUGUAACGUGACAAUACAGAAAUACUUGAAUGUCCUCUAACAGGCAUAUCAGACACACUUUUAUGAAUUAUUGUCAGGGCAUGUGACCUUAAGCUCAAUUUUGCCACUCAGUCAUACUCACUGAACCCUGGAGCAACAAUGAGUCAAUAGACACGAACAUGGUUUUUUUUUUACUGUGCUUCACAAUAUCUAGCAGUGAAAUAUAUAUAGAGUGCUAGACAGAAUGUGGCAAUUAUCUUCUGAGGGAUAGGUGGCAACGGAACAGAGUCACCUCCAUGUCUCCUCAACCCCCCCCCCCUCAAAAAAAUCCUGUUUCGAAUGUGGAAGAAAGCCAUUAAAUUGAUGUCCAAGAACAGCUAGCACAUCAGAACAAUUCCUUCCACAUCAUUAGAUAUCAUUGAUCAUGGACAUCAGGUAGAAUGAAUGUCAUACAUGGUGAUAAAUUAAUCCCACCACACCUUUCCAAUAGGCUGGAACACUACAGCCUCUUGCAACCAUUCAUGUGCCAUGCAAAGUCUGUUUGAUUUUAUCCAGUAGACUUUUUUGUCCAUAUUUCAUUCUGACUUAAAGCAGCUAAAUCAGUGAAAAUCUUUUCAGUAAUCAUUAAACUCACCCUAUAUGUGAUCAGUUCAUUGAGGAUCUAUAGCUGCAGCUUAACAAAAUACCUCUGACAUCAGUAGCCAUUGUUAUGUCUGUAUUUUCUGCUUAAUCAACUCUAAAACAAUGCUACAUUGUCUCUCUGAUCUUGUGUUAGAGUUAUUAAAUCUUUGAUAACAUGCUCUUACUGAGUAGAGAAUGUAAAGAACACAUGGGGCUAAUUAAGGAUUGUAUUUCCUACGUAGUCCAUUUUAGUGAUAGGCCUGUUGAGCACUAUUUAUAACAACUGAUGAUUUGAGUAAGUUAGGACUGAAAGGGCAAUUGGUUUAUUAAAUAAUUUGUGUUUUCCUGUUGAGGUUUUCAACCAGUUUGUGUGAACUAAUUAAUUGAGCCAUGCAAAAGAUGAACUUCAGCUCAUUGAGGGCUGAUCUUUUUUUAAAAUGGGGGGGGGGGGCAGAAUUCACUGCCAGUGACUUCUGAAAGUGUUAGUCACAGUAAGUCUUGCAUAUUAAUAACUUGCUAUUCCAAGCAAUUCUAGUUUAUCUGUGCACACAUACCAGGACUAAAGAGUAGCUAUUUAUUUAUGAAGAAGACUAUCAUCCUUCUCACCCGUUUUAUCUGUCCAUUAGAAGUGAAUGGCAAAAAUGUUACAUUAGUACCUGACAUCUUCCUGCCAUCAUAGCCCACAUCAUCUGUUAGACUAGUUCUUUUGAAGGGUAAUCCAAUUAGUGCCACUCCUUUUGCACUUCACCCACAUUGUCAGGUUUUUUUCCUCCCAAAUAUUGAAUGUUUCCAGCAUCCUGUGAGGCAAUGCACAGUUCAGAUGAAGCAUCAUACUUGUGGUCAGAUCCUUCACAAUACUGAAAGAGUUGAUGAAAGUGUUUUUGAAUGACUAAUUUGCACAUAAAUUCUGGUGGGCGCCAGUAACAUUGUAAAGAAACUUGCAUUUCUAUACUGAGUGGUCAUGUCCUAAAGAACCUCAUUAUAUUAAUUUUAUAUUUUUCUGAAUAUUGACACACUGGCUCACUAGAAGGCUCAAGUACUUUAUAUUCCUGGUGCCACACUUAAACAUAAAGACACGCCAGAUAGGUCAAUUAUUAAUUAGCAAAGAUGGGGGGGUGAGUCUGUCAAGAUUGGACAUGUCUUUCAUUCUAAUGUUUUUCACAUUUGUUAAAACAUAUUUUGCUAUAUGUACUUUAAUACCAAAAUAAAAGGUUCUGCUGAAA